Messenger RNA from Hemiscyllium ocellatum (epaulette shark), 1647 nucleotides. RefSeq names its product coiled-coil domain containing 90B (gene ccdc90b). The coding region runs from base 131 to 904 and encodes 257 amino acids. The transcript has 9 exons. The record is from RefSeq and is a predicted model, not a curated record. Gene Ontology annotation, cellular component: mitochondrion. NCBI's taxonomy places the organism in Eukaryota, Metazoa, Chordata, Chondrichthyes, Orectolobiformes, Hemiscylliidae.
AUGACAUCAAGCAUAAUGUUAUGCUAAAUAAGCUUUUAGCACUCAUUCGGAUUCAAAUAGCAGUAAUACUUUAUUGCUUUUCAGUAGAAAUCUCUGGUAAGAGUUGAGUACUGAGAUAGAAAGGGAGGAUAUGAAACGGAUACAAUAUUGCAAGAGUUUGUUACAAACUUGCCACUUCCGAGUUUACGCCCUGCAACAUCGUUUAAAUCAUAGUGUUGGAGCGCUGUUCAAACGUGGUUUUUCCACUGCUGCCGUGAUGCGCACGUACGACAUUAGCAAGGCUGAACCAUUGUCCAAGGAGCAGAGGAGAUUAUGUUUCGAUACUCACGCUCUAGUUCUAGAGCUGGAGAAUAAUGGUUUUCAAAAAGAACAAGCAGAGGCUGUAGUCACAAUAUUAGCAAAUUUAACCUGUGCUAAUAUGGAAUCCACGUACAGGGACAUGGUAACCAAGGCACAGCAGGAAAUAAUGCUGCAACAAAUCAUGGCCCAUUUAGACUCCAUAAGAAAGGAUAUGGUUAUUCUGGAGAAAAGUGAAUUUUCUAACCUGAGGAUGGAAAAUGAGAAAAUAAAAAUUGAGUUGGAGCACCUAAAACUACAGCUUUUGGAUGAAGUUAAGAAAAUCAGAAACGAUACAAAACUGGACAUGAACUUAGAGAAGAGCAGAAUUAUGGAUACGUUUAGAGAGCAAGAGAAGCUGUUAAUGACAUCUAGAAAUGAAUUUACUGAAUUGAACUCAGACACAGACCGUGCCAUCACCGAAACAAACAAAAAAAUUGACACCGAUGUGGCUUCACUUAAGACCAUGUUGGAAUCACUUAAACUAGAAACAAUGAGGUAUCUUGCAGCAUCGGUGUUCAGUUGCCUAGCAAUAGCCUUAGGAUUUUAUCGAUUGUGGCAAAAAUAGCAAAUGAAAGAUGAUCUUCAGCAACAAGCAACUUAGUGGAACUUAACUAUCGUGAAGAUAAUUCCAUAAAAAAAUUGGGAUUUUUCUUGAAAGAAUGAUUGUUGAUCUAUGUUUUUAGGAAAGUCACUUAUGUUCCAUUUAAUGUUAAUUGUGUUUACAAAUGAUUCCAAAACCUGGAUAGUGAGUUGAGACACAAUUCUAUUUAUUUGUUGUAACAUUCUCAUACAAACUGACUUUGGCUGUUCUUAGCCCAUUGCUGGUGAGAGUGGGAUCAUGGUGCAAAACUGACCUUCAACAGCUUCUUUAUGCACAUGGGAUGUGUUGUGAUAUUCAGCAUUUGGUGCUGCUUUCAGGCUAUGUUUCUGGCCUCUUGUGUUGUCCAGCUGAGUUUGUUAUGCUGAAUGCUGUUGCUUGGUUGUUCAGCAAAUAAUGUAAUCUUGAACAGAACUAUUUUUUUACUUGCAAUAUUGAUUUAAAUUGAUGAAAUUUGGAAUUGAUGAAUGUGGCAAGUGUCCAGGUAAUUAUGUAAAGUGAUAUGAGGAACUAGAUAGCCAACUAUUUUGUCAUUAAGCACUAUUUCAUCCACAUAUUCCUGUUACUGUUUGUGCUGAACAAUUGUAGCAAUUAAACCAUUUAUUCUCUGGAAAAUUUAAAGGAUAAACAAUUAAUAACAAUUUCUAAAAGUUACCUGGUAUAAAGAAAAUCACUAAGUAAAGUCAAUUUUGAAUUAUCACAUGAUGAGA